AGUCGCAUAACUACAAAUUACAAACGGUCUUCCAAUUAACUGCUAGAUGCUGCACAUAUUCCACCAUACUGGAAUUCGUUCUUAUUUUGUCGCUUUGCAAGCUAGCUAACAUCGUCGCAAAUUAUACACAAAUAAACAAAUGUUUAGCGUUGAAGGUUCAUCUAGCCUGUCAGGUUCGCCUGGCGCGGCGCCACUUCAACCAAUGUCUCCCGACCGAGUCAAUCAACAACGAGAGAAUAUCAUGCACUCUCCUGUUCGAUCAGAGAAUGGUCGCGAUAGUGAGGUACACGACAAAAUUCGACGCUUCAACGAUUUGGCGCAUACCGGCCCAGCUUCCAUGUCUAGACAGCUUGAGCGGAAGACGGCCGAUGCCGCCUUGAAGCGAGCUAUGCUAGGACGUGAGGAAGCCGAGGGUGAAAUGCGCCGCUAUCGCGACGAGGCGAGGGCCCUGCGCCGACAGGUCGAGGAAAGCCGCGGCAGAGAACGUAAAGUUGGCGAGAGACUAGAGGAUGUCAUGGAAAAAUACGGACAAGCAAAGGAGACACUCCAACACAGUAAAACUAUAUGGGAGAAGGAAGUUCGACACGCACGCAAAGAGGUUUUCAAAACACAAUCGUCGAUCGUAAAAUUACAAGAAGAACUCAAGACAGUGCGAAGUGCCAACAAGUCUGCCGAGGAAGCCAUCGCAAGAGAGAAGGAACGUAGCAAGACCAGAGAACAAGAGGCUUUCGCCACGCGCUAUCGCCUUGCAGAAAUACAGGAACAGCUGGAAAAGGCACUUGAGCGCAUCACGUUUGUCGAAGAAGAGCGUGAUGCAUACAAGGCUGCGGCCAAGAAGGAAGAAAUCGCUAGAAUCGCUAUGGAAGGUCGCCUGCCCUUGCCCCCAGAGGACCCGGACAGCGAAUUCGCGUCACCUAAGAAGUCACGCGUAUCCCUUUCAACGGCCGACAUCGUAUCCUCUGCCUCGAGCGAAACUGAAAUUGAAGAUUUGACGCGCCUAUGGCAAUGGGAGAAGCAGAGAGCCGAUCGCACCCAAGAGCAUCUCGAAUUCGUACAAGCCGAAUGCCAACUAAAAUGUUGCUCCUGCGCCAAAGCUCGUUCACGGCGAAGUGGCCACCGGGCUUCAACACGUCCAGAACGUCUCAGUCUAGUCACAAUCCUUGACCCAGCAGAUCGUCAGAUUCUAGGUCGAGAGUCAGAACCAGAGUCUACCACCCCGACUGACCCUCCCAAGAUAGACCAAAUGCAAGCCGAAGAUCAAGCGCCUCUGCAACGAGUAAGGACGCAAUCCCCGGCAGAAGAUAUCGUGCCAAAGAAGGAGCCAAGACAAAAGAAGGAACCUAGGCGCAGUACGAUAUUCGUCCCGUCUGAGGGUAUCUUCAGAACCAUUUCCCAACAAGACCUCCGAGCAACAAAGGAGGCCGACGAACCUGUUACUACCAUGGGACCGCCACCACCCCCAGUUGAGCCCAGGUCGCACCGAUUCCACCAUUCUCGGACACCAUCCGUAGACCCUCCCACAUUUGCCUUAAUGGCACAAGAGCGUACUUCGCUACUUUCACUCCUCAACGCUCCCCACGAAAACGACUCUCAUGGCGCCAUUCUUAAUAUUCCGAGAAGAUCAGCGGACGAAGACGAGGAUGAGGAUGAGGAUACACCAGGCCCACACUCCCACCCGGAACCCGAGCAGGACGACAGCACGCGACCGCACACCUCGGCCGCCUUCUACCAGGUGACGACGACCACAACGACCGUUCCCGUCCGAGACACCACCAAGAUCGAGAGCCGCACCCCAUCUUUCGACGCCAAUAACCCGGCCAUGACGCCAACGAUGACGCGCGAGCAGGCGCUGGCACAGAUCAAGGAGCGCCGCGGUAGGGCUAGGAGCGCUGCGCAGGGCCUCGCGACCCCGAGGCGCCAGAUGAUGUCUGUCUCCAGCGAGCGCAGAGACGCGAGCGCGCCGGCGGUACGAGCGGCUAAGGGACGUUCUGCCUAGAUGAUACGACACGCUUACGGAGGACGCGACUUUCGUACAUACAUAUGUACAUACCUACACACACAAACACGUACACGCUAAUCAUCGCCAUCAUCGUCAUUCAUCAUCGUCAUACCCAUGGGUUAAUAUCGGACUAAUAUUUGUCGUCGGGGGUGGAAUGGACGAAGGAAGAUGGAUGGAUGGGAGGCGCGGCAACGCCGAGGAAUAGGAUAUAGGGCGAGGCAUUGGUACAGGCGUUCGGCGAGCGUUGUUAUCAUAAGUCACGGACCUUGUAGCAUUUCCAACCGGCGUUUUUUUCUUUUUGUGUUUUCCCUAUGUGGAACCGGAGUGGGGGGGCUGGAUAAAGGAUGGAUAGGUGGUUGGUUACCUACCUAGUCAUUAGGUGGUAGAUAGGACGGUUAUGAGGCGUUGGAUGUGACUUUUCCCUCUCUCUUACAUUUUGCAUACAUACCUACACACAUAGCUACUUUGAUAGACUGUGUGUGUGUGUGUGUGGCUCGCGCUCUCGUACUCUCUUACUCUACAUACUCUCGCUUUAUACCGACUAGCCUACCUACCUAUGUAGGUACUUACUUAUCUGCCUAAUACUUCAAUGUUAACUACCAACUACAUACACUUCAUACACGCACG
Molecule: messenger RNA, 2626 nt
Organism: Hypoxylon fragiforme
Lineage: Eukaryota; Fungi; Ascomycota; Sordariomycetes; Xylariales; Hypoxylaceae
Exons: 2
Coding region: 140-1996 (618 amino acids)
Source: RefSeq, a predicted model, not a curated record